AAUUUAACAAUAUACAAGAUAAUGAAAUUCAGUCUGAUAAUCAAAUCCUUAUGCUCUUACAAAUUGAUAAGUUUCAAAAAAUAUUUGUGCAACAUAUAAUUAAAGAAAGUGAUGAACAAAAAAUUGACGAAAAAUUACCAGUUUUUUUAGAUCAGCAAGACAAAGAGGCUUUUUUUGUCAAACUUCGUAUAUUAGUUUGUUGUAAAUCUAAAAUGUGUUUAACUAAAGUUGAUCAUGAAUUUGCAUUUCAAAUUUUUGAUAGUGUUCGAAAAUUAUCAAAAUCUGAAUAUA
Racocetra persica is the source of this 291-nucleotide messenger RNA. The record is from the annotation of a GenBank genome assembly. Lineage: Eukaryota; Fungi; Glomeromycota; Glomeromycetes; Diversisporales; Gigasporaceae.